Molecule: messenger RNA, 1976 nt
Organism: Planococcus citri (citrus mealybug)
Lineage: Eukaryota; Metazoa; Arthropoda; Insecta; Hemiptera; Pseudococcidae
Product: heterogeneous nuclear ribonucleoprotein 27C-like
Exons: 13
Coding region: 187-1458 (423 amino acids)
Biological process (GO): regulation of translation
Molecular function (GO): mRNA binding
Source: RefSeq, a predicted model, not a curated record
ACGUUUUUAUUUUGAUGAGAGAAAAUAGAAAAGUGGAAAAAAGAUUACGGAUUGAAACUGAAAGUUGGUUCGGAAAAAUUAUUAUUAUGUGGUAGAUUUAUACAUUGAACGAAUCUCUUUGGUUUAUAUUUCAAUAGCAGUGUAAUAUAAUCAUCAAUUUUCUCAGUCCAUAUAGUGUAUGCGAUCAUGAAAGGAAUCAAACCAGAAUUAAUCGACGAUGAACGAGGAAAAUUAUUUGUUGGAGGUUUAAGUUGGGAUACCACUCAAGAAACUUUACAGAAAUAUUUUUCGCGAUAUGGAGAAGUUAUCGAUUGCGUUGUUAUGAAAAACAGCGAUAGCGGUCGUUCUCGAGGAUUCGGUUUCAUUACUUUCGCUGAUCCGUCUAAUGUCAAUAUUGUUCUCCAGAAUGGACCACAUGUACUCGAUGGUCGAACGAUUGAUCCAAAAGCUUGCACACCGCGUUCGAUGCAAAAGAAAAAAGGUGGCAAUUUCCCCAAAGUAUUUUUAGGAGGAUUACCAUCGAAUGUAACCGAAACAGAUCUACGAACAUUUUUUGGUCGAUAUGGAAAAGUAAUGGAAAUUGUUAUCAUGUACGAUCAGGAAAAAAAGAAAUCAAGAGGAUUCGGCUUCUUGGGAUUCGAAGAUGAAGACGCGGUCGAUCGAUGUUGCGCCGAUCAUUUUGUCAAUCUAAAUGGCAAACAGGUUGAAAUCAAAAGAGCCGAAAUGAGAGAUAAAAAUAAUCUAGCAGACUUCACAGCCGCUCCAUGGAAUCAGAAUCCGAUGUCAGUUGGAGGUAUCGGUAUCGGCGCACCAAAUGGACCACCUAUGGCUGGAAUGGCUCCAGGAAGUAUGAUGCCUGGUUAUCAAGGUUGGGGAUCGAGUCCUGCUGCAGGAUAUGGUUACGCAGCACCUACAGCGCCUGGAGGUUAUCAAGGUUGGGGCGCUCCAGCCACGCCACAAGCUCCUCCGCAGUGGGGCUCAACGUAUAGUGCCGCCCAGCAACCUGGAUACGGAUCUUACGCUCCUCAAGCAGGCCCUCAAGCCGGUUACGGAAAUAGUUGGAACUGGAGUAUUUCACAAAAUGGCCCAGUAGCUGGACAAGGCGCCUCUCAAAGUGAUAUGUAUUCGAGAAAUGCUGGCGCAGCUCCGGCUAAUAAUUUAGCAGUUCCUCAAAAAAAUGAUUACGCCGGGUACAAUUAUGCCGGAUAUCAGACAGAUAGCGCAACAUAUGGAGGAGCACGAAGUUACAACGCGACAGAUGUCACGCCAUCAGGUAUCGUGGCUGGAGAUGUGGAUAGUUCUGUGUUGGUAGAGAAUGAUAACGCAGAUUGGAAUGAAAACAACGUGUACAUUCAACCAGUUCCGAUGAAAAAACCCGAUGAUAAACUGGGACCAAUCAGAAGUACCAAAAGUUCCAGUACUUCUAAAUCUCAUCAUCCUUAUCGAAGAUCUUCAUAAUUUUUAGUAAUCUUUUCUCCUCGUUCUUCCAAGUCGAGUUUUUGCAUUUAAUAAACGAAUUCCCUCGAGUUCGUCGUAUCUCAAUUUUUGUCAUUAAUUUUAAUUUUUUUUCCCCCUAUUAUUGUAAUUUAUUAUCUACGAUAGUUAUACACGAGCCAUCGAAAUUUCUAAGUUACGUAUAUAAAGAUUUACCUAGCUUAUUUAUAUAUACCUAAGUACUUUUAUCUUUGUGAUUUUAAGGCUAUUUCAUCUAAUGGAAUAGUCUAUAGUAAGUUAUUUUAUUAAUUCGAGAGUACUUUACAUUCCGAUUUUAUUUUUUUGUAACGAUUGAGUUGAUGUUAUUUCUAAUUCGAAGGUACAUUUUUCUCAUACGUCGAUAUUAUUAGUCAAGACGAGUUAUAUACAGUUUUAUGGAUUUUAAUUAUCACGUCUUAUACGCGAGAAAUUUUCGGGUGAUUUAUAGUUUUAGGCUGUUGAAAAGGUUCUCAUCGUUAGGAUAAUAAAUUUUCUGAGAAAAA